Messenger RNA from Clarias gariepinus (North African catfish), 4167 nucleotides. It is a transcript of the gene grm5b, whose product is annotated as glutamate receptor, metabotropic 5b. Gene Ontology annotation, biological process: G protein-coupled glutamate receptor signaling pathway; regulation of synaptic transmission, glutamatergic; trans-synaptic signaling by endocannabinoid, modulating synaptic transmission. Gene Ontology annotation, cellular component: postsynaptic density membrane. NCBI's taxonomy places the organism in Eukaryota, Metazoa, Chordata, Actinopteri, Siluriformes, Clariidae. The transcript is spliced from 8 exons. Bases 64 to 3624 code for a protein of 1186 amino acids. The record is from RefSeq and is a predicted model, not a curated record. Gene Ontology annotation, molecular function: adenylate cyclase inhibiting G protein-coupled glutamate receptor activity; G protein-coupled receptor activity involved in regulation of postsynaptic membrane potential.
UGCCGUCGUGACCGUCUUUUCCUUUGUCACUGUGAGAGUACAAUCUUGUUAAAGUUAGUCAGAAUGGCCGCCACUUUUUAUUCCCUCUUCCUGGUUCUGAUGUCCAUCCCGAUUGUCCUGUCCUCCCUCCAGUCAAACGAACGUCGCGUGGUGGCCUACGUGCCUGGCGACUUGAUCAUUGGUGCUUUGUUCUCCGUCCACCACCAGCCAGCAGCAGACCGUGCGCACGAGCGCAAGUGCGGAGCGGUGCGUGAGCAAUACGGCAUCCAGCGCGUGGAAGCCAUGAUGCUGACCCUUGACCGGAUCAACGCCGACCCGGACAUCCUACCCAACGUCACGCUCGGCUGCGAGAUACGUGACUCCUGUUGGCACUCUGCCGUGGCGCUCGAGCAGAGCAUCGAGUUUAUACGCGACUCGCUCAUUGCCGCCGAAAGCCCCACAGUCUCUCCGCUCGAUCCCAUUUCCGAAGACUCGCCAAGCGGGGGUGGGGUCAAGUGUGCAGAAGGACUGCCCCCCAAGGGAAAGAAGCCCAUCGUUGGCUUGAUCGGACCUGGCUCGAGUUCGGUCGCAAUUCAGGUGCAGAACCUACUGCAGCUGUUCAACAUUCCUCAGAUCGCUUACUCGGCUACCAGCAUGGACCUGAGCGACAAAUCGCUGUAUAAGUACUUUAUGAGGGUUGUGCCGUCUGACGCGCAGCAGGCCAGAGCCAUGGUGGACAUCGUCAAACGCUACAACUGGAGUUACGUCUCCACCAUUCACACAGAGGGUAACUACGGUGAAAGCGGGAUGGCGGCGUUUAAGGAGAUGGCGCUGAAAGAAGGGAUCUGCAUCGCGCACUCUGAUAAGAUCUGGAGUAACGCGGGCGAACAGAGCUUCGACCGUCUGCUGGCGAAGCUGCGAGGUCGUCUGCCCAAGGCGCGCGUGGUGGUGUGUUUCUGCGAGGGCAUGACCGUCCGCGGCAUCCUCAUGGCCAUGAGACGUCAGAACCUCGCCGGGGAGUUCAUGCUCGUUGGCAGUGACGGAUGGGCAGACCGGUACGAUGUGACCGACGGGUACGUGCGCGAGGCUGCGGGUGGAAUCACGAUCAAACUGCGAUCCUUGGACGUGAAGUGGUUUGACGAUUACUAUUUAAAGUUACGUCCUGACAACAAUCAGCGCAACCCGUGGUUCCCCGAGUUCUGGCAGCAUCGUUUUCACUGCAGACUGAAAGGUCAUCUGCAGGAGGACCCGAACUACAACCGGACCUGUAGCAAGCGUGAUUCUCUGCGGCAGCAGUACGCUCAGGACACCAAGAUGGGGUUUGUCAUCAAUGCGAUCUACAGCAUGGCAUAUGGGCUUCAUAAGAUGCAGAAAGCUCUCUGUCCUAGCAUGGCGGGACUCUGUGAUGCCAUGCGGCCAAUCGACGGUUCCAAGUUGCUCGACUUUCUAAUGAAGACCAAUUUCACAGGCGUCAGUGGAGAGACCAUCUACUUUGAUGAGCAUGGAGAUUCACCUGGAAGCUAUGUGAUCAUGAACUUUAAGAAGAUGGGGAAAGACUACUACGACUACACUGUCGUGGGCAGUUGGGACAACAGCGGACUGCAGAUAGAUGAUGAUGAAAUCUGGCCGAACAAAGAUGGCAUGAUUAAGUCAGUCUGCAGUGAGCCCUGCGAUAAAGGACAAAUCAAGGUGAUCCGUAAGGGCGAGGCGAGCUGCUGUUGGACGUGCACCCCCUGUAAAGAAAAUGAGUUUGUGUUCGAUGAGUACACCUGCCGCGCCUGUGAACUCGGAUCCUGGCCUACCGAUGACCUCACAGGUUGUGACCCCAUCCCGAUCGAGUACCUGCACUGGGGUGAUCCGGAGCCGAUUGCAGCGGUCGUUUUCUCCUGCCUCGGUCUCCUGGUGACGUUCUUCGUGGCAGCCGUGUUCGUAGUAUACCGCGACACGCCGGUAGUGAAGUCGUCGAGCCGUGAGCUCUGCUACGUCAUCCUGUUCGGCAUCGGCCUGGGAUACAUCUGCACCUUCUGCCUGAUCACUAAACCUCGCAUCAUUUCCUGCUUCCUGCAGCGCCUCGGUGUCAGCCUGGCGCCCGCCCUGAGCUACUCGGCUCUCGUCACCAAGACCAACCGUAUCGCACGCAUCCUGGCAGGGAGCAAGAAGAAAAUCUGCACUAAGAAGCCGCGCUUCGUUAGCUCGUGCGCCCAGCUAGCCAUUUCCUCCUUCCUAGUCAUGGUGCAGCUCGGCAUCAUCGUCACGCUGCUCGUCCUGGAGCCGCCGGACGUCAUCUUCCACUAUCCAUCUAUCCGAGAGGUCAGGCUCAUCUGCAACACUAGCAACCUGGGCGUGGUGGCGCCGCUCGGCUAUAACGGCGUACUAAUUCUCAGCUGCACCUUUUACGCAUUCAAGACGCGCAACGUGCCGGCGAACUUUAACGAAGCCAAGCACGUGGCGUUCACCAUGUACACCACUUGCGUCAUCUGGCUGGCGUUCGUACCCAUCUACUUCGGCUCGGACUACAAGAUCGUGACCACGUGCUUCUCCGUCAGCCUGAGCGGAACCGUGGCUCUCGGCUGCAUGUUCGCACCCAAAGUCUACGUCAUCCUGGCCAAGCCUGAGCGUAACGUGCGGAGCGCUUUUACCACCUCGACAGCCGUGCGCAUGCACGUGGGGCGGGGCAAGAAGACACCGCCGCCCACCAGCAGCCUCGCCAACUUGUGGAAGAGACACCCCUCGUCUGGGGACACGCUCAGCUCUAACGGUAAAUCAGUGACGUGGGCUCAGACGGAGCGCAACUCCAAAGGUGGCCACCUGUGGCAGCGUCUCUCCUUUCACAUCAAAAAGCGCGAGAACAACCAGACGGCCGUGAUCAAACCUUUCUCCAAGGCGUCGGAGGAUGUCACGUCUGAAAGCGCUACGGAUAAAAUGCUUUACGAAGUCUCAGAGAGCGAGGAGCGAUAUCCGAUAACGUAUCGGCCGCAGACUCCGUCACCGAUCAGCACCGUGAGUCAGAGGACGGGGGAAAUUCUAGCGCGGAACCAAGGCGCCGAUGAUGAACAGAUCAUUAGCGUUUCCUCGUACGUCAGCCAGUCAUCCCGUACAGAGAGCGGCUCAUGUGCAGGAGCCGCGGUAUCCGGCGGAGGCGGGGUCGCGAGUGGAGCCGUGGGAAUAGUUGGAGUUUCCAGCUCAUCCCAGGGCUCGCUAAUGGAGCAAAUCAGCUGUGUUGUGAACCGUUUCACUGCUAACAUUAGUGAACUGAACAGCAUGAUGCUGUCAACUUCACCGCCACGCUCUUCUAAAGUCCCACACCCUUACUUCCUGUCCCGAGACAUGUCCAUGCCUGCCACCAUGACGACCUAUGCUGAAAUUCAACCCCUUCCACCUGUGGAGUCAAACGGGGGCCGUGCACCGGCUUCCUGCCCCCUCGGCGGUCCUUCUGCCGUUAAAGAGAAGACUUUGGAAACGCCGGCACCCGAGCCCCAAGCUUUGAAAAGUGAAAUGGAGGAAAUUCUCACGCUAACGCCGCCGUCACCAUUUAGAGAUUCUGUGGCAUCAGAAAGCGUCUCAAAUUCUCCUGCCUCUGGCUCGUCCCCCAAAUACGAGUGCUUGGUACUGCGGCAUUACAGCCAGAGCUCCUCGUCCUUGUAAAGACCUUGGAGGCAAGAAUGUGCAGAGAAUAUUAAUACAAGAUAUAAGAUAAUGGUUUUCUGGUGUGCGUGUUUACAUGUUGUCACUGUUAAAUUUGGCGAAGAGCCAGAGCAACUCGUCCUUAAGUGGACUGUCCAGACAAGACAUGGAAAAUGAGGCAAUGAAUGUGGAAAUAAUUAUAAAUUGAGGAGAGAUUAAUGAAUAAUGGCAUUUUAGGGAGGAUAUAAGGACCUUAGGGAUAAGAAAAGGAAGAAGGAGGAUGUGAAUAUUCAGAUGAGAACUGAUGAAAGAGGAGGGUAAUGCUGAAAUCAAUGAAUAAUGGCAUCCCAGAGGAGGUAAUACAAACACAAGUGCAGAACCACAGCCAGUUCUCUAGAACCUUAGACUCAGGCAAGCGGGACGGUGUGAUAUCGAAAUGAUUAAUAAUAUCCUGGAAGUAGAGAUACUGUAUGCAUUUUCUUUUCCAUAUUUGCAUGCUUGUGCCAACAGACAGAUAUUACAGGAAUUUACUGAUUUUAUAGGUGUAGAGUUGAAAAAUGAAGG